AUGAAGGCAGACGCUCUUUCACGACAACUGGAGCUGGAUUUUCCCCGGGCGGACCCCGCGCCUGUCCUUCCACCUUCCAGGAUAAUCGCCCCACUCCAACUAGAGAUGAGAGUUCGCCAGGCACAGUCCUUACACUCUUGGUCUUUCGGCUGCUCCCGUGACACACGCGACACCGAGGCAGCUUUACAUGCUAAACACACCCUUAAAGGCUUAAUCAUGGCCUCAAAUGUCAAUGGAACUCAAGAUUUGGAUUGUGGAAUUGAUAAAAAUGCGUGGAAAAUAGCACUUUCCAGUCUCUAUUUCAUACUUUUCCCUCCUGCUCUUCUGCUAAACCUUGUAGUCGCUUGGAUAUGUUUACACCUCAAGUCUGAUUCUACUUUCAUGGUGUACCUAAAGCACUUGGUGGCAGCCGACCUUCUCAUGACCUUGACUUUCCCUAUCCGAGGUGCCAGCAGGCUCACAAAUGCCUCAGAUGGGCUACGCGCUUUCACCUGCCAAUUCGCAAGCCCCGUCUUCUACCUGGCCAUGACCAUGAGUGUGAUAUUAAUGGGACUCAUUAGCCUGGACCGUUACUUAAAGAUUGUGAGAUCUGGAGGAACUCUUCUAUGUCAGAACCUGUUAUUUAGUAAUUUCUUAUCAUUCACUUUCUGGAUUGCGUUACUCGGCACUAAUACGAUCCCGAUUAUUAGGACAUCAAAUGAAGACCGCGCAAAUAAGACUGGAGAGUUCUGCAUUAACAUGAAAAGCAAACUAGGAAUUACUUGGCAUAAAGGAGUCGCCAAUGUGGCCGAAACAAUUUUUUGGACAAGCUGCAUUUUAAUUGUGUUUUGUUAUAUUUGCAUUGCUAAGACAGUUUUGGAGUCGUAUCAAAGGGCCCGCGGCAACAAAGACAGACGGAAGCGUAAAGCAAAGCUUCGGGUUUUUCUUAUUCUUAUGGUAUUUUUUAUCUGCUACGUACCGUACUACUGCAUCCGAAUACCUUAUACUAACCUACAGGUUCAAAACAAUAACACAUGUUCCAAGCUUUCACUUAGAAUUGCCAAGGACUUUUCGCUCUGGCUCUCAGCUCUAAAUGUGUGCCUGGACCCCCUGAUCUACUUUUUUCUCUGCAAGGCUUUCAGGCAAAUGUUUUGGGAGACAUUUAACUUAAAAAAACUUUUUCCAUCCAUUGGAAAAAACAAUGAGGCCUGUCAGUCCUCAGAUACUUCACUGUAAGUGGACAGUUUUUUUCCCCUUAGCUUUGCAUGUGCAUUUGUGUAACACAUCACUGCAGACUGCUGACCAUAAAAUUGUGUUGAAACCGCAUCAGGAAGCUAACACUGUGCACGGUUUCACACUACGAACCAAAAUAUAUCUUUCUACACAUCUAUGUUUGUUAAGAUAUAAAGUCAUACAUUUUUGCAUUUUUUUGUGCAAUGAAUUCAAGCCUUCAAGAAAGAGGAAAAGUUUUAAAGGUCUGAUCUAAUCUGCAGUUCUUGUGCAAAGCCAGUUGAGAAAUAAAAAUUAUAGAAUUUGUUUAGGUAAUAUUUGAACUUAUUUUCAUUAAUAAGCAUGUAAUUGUGCUAAAUUUAUGCAAAUUAAGAGAGACUGCACAUUUGUUUGUAAUACAUAAAAUGUAUCUAAUAAGUGUCAUAUAAAUUUAUUGUAUUAUAUUUUAUGUAUAUUAUUAUUAACAUUAGUAGUAGUAUUGAAUUCAAAUUUGAGUGACUGUUCAUAAGUCAUAUCAUAUACAUUCAGGUAAGCUACUGACUAGCUGAGUAAGUUAGACUAGUUAGCAGGAUCUUUUGAUGUUUUAUAAUAUGAAAGCAUUGUUUUUGUUUUGUUUUUACUUGGCAGGUUUGUUUACAGCAACAAAUCAAACAAAGAGUUAACGAGUAACCCGGUUUUGUGCUAGAUAUGAAAGUGCUGUUCUAGAUAAUGUACUGUACAGAAAACCCCAAACCACUGACCUGUACCUUUUCUUAUAUAGCUUUUUUUAUAUAGUUUUGAGAAUUCAGUCAGUGUUUACUCCAGCGUAGACUAAUUGGUUAGUUACUGUAAUAUAAAAACAAAAUCGCCAUUUAGCUGUUGAUUAACAAUUUAUGAAAAAGUCAUUUAAAAGUUAAAUACUUCCUAAAUUUUUGCCAAACAAUUUACAAUAUUGUGCAAAAGUCACAUCAUUUCAUUAUAUUUUGCUUCUAAUUAGCCAGAUUUUCUUGUGCUAUUUUGAGGAAUAGUUCUCCACACCAUCUAAAGGUAUUUUUUGGCUCUCAUUUUCUGUUCAAUUCCUCUACCCAAGCAGUUUUAGAGGAAUGUUUGUUUGUUUGUUUGUUUGUUUGUUUGUUUGUUUGUUUUUAACCUUCAAGCAUUAAAAAAAUCAAACCUCAGGCAUCAAAGAAAGUGAGAAGCACCAGUAAGAAACGGGUGAAUACUGUAUAAUGACAGUGAUUAGCACUGUCGCCUUGCACCUCCAGGGUGCAAGUUUGAUUCCCACCUCGGGUCUGUGUGCAUGUAGUUGCAUGUUCUCUCCGUGCUUGGCGUCCAGGUGCUGCGGUUUCCUCCCACAGUUCAAAAACAUGCAGAUUAGGCAAAUCGGCUUUCCCCAAUUGUCUGUAGUGUGAGAAUGAGAAUCAAUUAUCGAGCUGGCAACCAGACCUAUUAAUUAACUGCCACAAAAGUGAUGGAUAUCUCCAGGUGUAGGAAGUAGGGGUUGCCUGAUGUGCUGGAUGGCACAUGGAUGAACCAAUAUAUAAAAAAAAUAAUGAUAAGUGAGUAGGCCGGGGAUUACUAUACGGGUGAUGGUGAAUGCUGAGUGGUUGAAACAGACGAGAAGGAAAAUGAGGUUGCUGCUGAGGCUGUUACAAAAACAACUCAUUUUUAAAUUGUAUCUUCAGCGCUUUGCAGCCGGUUGCAGUAAAGCAUUUGUUCCCAUUUCUUUCUUUAAAUAUCACUUAAUCUACUUCAUUUAAUUUUCUGGACUGCUUCUUUUACUUUAAAUUAAAUGCAUAUUAUUAUUAUUAUUAUUAUUAUUAUUAUUAUCAAGUAUUUGUUUUGUGUUUUUUAUAUUUGCUUCCAAUGUUUACGUAUUUUCUUACUCAUGUUGUUUACUGUUUUCUUACCAAAAUAAAGCUAUU
Clarias gariepinus (North African catfish) is the source of this 3113-nucleotide messenger RNA. RefSeq names its product P2Y purinoceptor 13-like. Gene Ontology annotation, molecular function: G protein-coupled purinergic nucleotide receptor activity. The transcript is spliced from 3 exons. Bases 1 to 1215 code for a protein of 404 amino acids. Gene Ontology annotation, biological process: G protein-coupled receptor signaling pathway. Lineage: Eukaryota; Metazoa; Chordata; Actinopteri; Siluriformes; Clariidae. The record is from RefSeq and is a predicted model, not a curated record. Gene Ontology annotation, cellular component: membrane.